AUGUCGCUCUUUGGCACCUCGCCGCCUGGCGGCUCGCCCGGCGGCGGCGCACAGUCGAGCCACUUCGCCAACAGCAGGCCGUCCCUGUUCGAGGACGAGCCGCCCAUGACGCGCUCAAGCACCUCGGCGCUUUUCGCCGACGACGACGGCGGCGCCGGCGGCUCCGACUCGCCCUGGGCCAUGCCGACGCCGCGCAAGCAGAAGAGCCCCGCCGACCUCAUCCGCAGCCUGCUCCCCGCCUCCGACGUGCCGGAGAGCUACGUCGAGGCCUUCGACGCCGUCGCCCGCGAUCACGGCAGCGGCGGCCGCAUCACCCUCGGCGGAGUGGCGAGGACGCUCGCUGCCGCCAAGCUCGGUGCCGAUGCGCAGGCGCGCAUCAUGGGCAUCGUUGCGCCCGGCGGUGGUGGUGGUGGUGGCGGCGGCGGCGAUGAGGAGACGCUGCUGGACAGGAACCAAUUCAAUGUGCUGUUGGCCUUGAUUGGCUUGGCGCAGGAAGGGGAGGCGGUGAGUCUCGAUGGGGUAGAUGAGCGACGCCGAAAUCUGCCCCAGCCCGAGCUGCACGGCAUCAUCGAGAGAGCGCCGGCCGUGCCGCACCUCGAGCAGCUCGCCGCGAAACCCCCGCAGCGACCCGUCACUCCCCCGAAACCCGACCCACCUUCUCCAAGACGACACCGCACUCUCAGGAAGCCGUCGAUGGACUAUCCGGAGGACCCGUGGAACACGCCUGACGUGCACAAGAACCACAACCAUCCUCCCGGGCCACCGCGGCCCAAUGGUGUCGAAGCGCCGGCUCCGGCCGAGCCCACGAACGGGAAUAAUGCCUACGGAACCAGCCCGCAGUCGUCAACGCUACCCCGCCAAACAACUUCGGAUUACACCACCAGCGCGCCGCCAUCAGGCGCUGGUUCAGUAGUGGAGAGCGCCAGCGCAUGGGGCGGCUUCUUCGACAACAAUGCACGUUCCGCCGCCGGCGCUUUCCAUGAACAACCAGCUCCGAACGCGGUGGCAGCGCCUUUCGGCGGGAUCGGCGACAGCGGCCCCGCGCGGGGUCCAGGCGCUGUCCACCCGCCCGCGCCGGCAGCACCGCCCAACAGGACCAUUGGCGGUGGGCGGGCCGGGGCGCCGGUGGAGGAGACUGUUGUGGUCACGUUGAUGCCGGAAAAGGAGGGCAUGUUCCUGUUCCAACACCACAAUUACGAGGUCACCAGUUCGAGGAGGGGAAGCAAGGUCAUUCGGCGCUACAGCGACUUUGUCUGGCUGCUCGAUUGCUUGCACAAGCGGUACCCGUUCAGGGUCCUGCCGCUGCUGCCGCCCAAGAGAGUCGCCGUGAACGGCAACCAUCUGUCCAACGACGGCGCCUUUAUCGAGAAGCGGCGGCGCGGUCUGGCCAGGUUUCUCAAUGCGCUUGUUCGGCAUCCCGUGCUCAGUCAGGAACAGCUGGUCGUCAUGUUCCUGACUGUACCAACUGAACUUGCCGUGUGGCGCAAGCAAGCGACCUUCUCCGUCCAGGACGAGUUCACCGGCCGGCCGCUGCCCCCGGGUCUCGAGGACUCGCUCCCACCCUCCCUCGAAGAGCUCUUCAGCCGCACGCGGGCCGGCGUCAAGCGCAGCGCCGAGCUGUACAUCACGAUCUGCAACGUGAUGGACCGGCUGGUCAAGCGGUCCGAGGGGGUGGCGGCGGACCACGCGCGGAUCGCGCUCUCGCUCAUCUCGCUGACCGAGGCGAGCGCGGACACGUACGCGACCGACACCAACGACGUGCCGCUGCUCAACGACGGGCUGCAGGCCAUGAGCCGGCACCUGCGGACGGCGCAGAGCCUGAUGGAGGACGAGGCGCGCGCCUGGGACGAGGGCGUGCUGGAGGACCUCAAGCGCCAGCGCGACGCGCUCGUCAGCCUGCGCGACCUCUUCGACCGCCGCGAGCGGCUCGACCGCGACAACAUCCCCGCUCUCGAGAAGCGCAUCGCCGCCAACGAGGCCAAGCUCGCCUCCUUGCGGGCCAAGCCCGAGGGGAUGGUGAAGCCGGGCGAGAUCGAGAAGGUCGUCGAGGCGAUCAUCAAGGACAAGGAGUCGAUCGUCAACCAGCACAACCGGUCCGUCUUCGUGCGCGAGUGCCUGCGUGAUGAGCUCAUCUACUUCCAGCACACGCAGUACAGCGUCUCGCGCUGGAACCAGGACUGGGCGCAGGAGCGCGUCAAGUACGCCGAGAUGCUGGCCGACAACUGGCGCCGCCUGCUGGACGGGCUCGAGGGGAUGCCGCUUGGGGAGUAAUAGCUAUCGAGCUGGCGGUCGUCUUGUUUUUGUUGUCUGACGAGGGGGCCGAGGGUCCUCGUUUAUGAUGAUACCGCGUACCGCAUCAGUUUGCAUCAUCGGCAGGCUGUUCUUCAUUUUUUUUUUCUUCUACUCUUUUCCAUUGUCUGCUCAGAUGAUGUUGCCCUUGGCAUGCAAGCCCGAGGGGCAUGCCGUAUACAACAGACCUAGGUAGCAGGGGGUGCUCGAGGCUGAGAAGAAGAUACCCGGUGUUAAAGAUUCAUCCGCUUCGC
Molecule: messenger RNA, 2543 nt
Organism: Thermothielavioides terrestris NRRL 8126
Lineage: Eukaryota; Fungi; Ascomycota; Sordariomycetes; Sordariales; Chaetomiaceae
Exons: 5
Coding region: 1-2271 (756 amino acids)
Biological process (GO): retrograde transport, endosome to Golgi; protein targeting to vacuole
Cellular component (GO): endosome
Molecular function (GO): phosphatidylinositol-3-phosphate binding
Source: RefSeq, a predicted model, not a curated record